Molecule: messenger RNA, 1809 nt
Organism: Suillus paluster
Lineage: Eukaryota; Fungi; Basidiomycota; Agaricomycetes; Boletales; Suillaceae
Product: GMC oxidoreductase-domain-containing protein
Exons: 16
Coding region: 1-1809 (602 amino acids)
Molecular function (GO): flavin adenine dinucleotide binding; oxidoreductase activity, acting on CH-OH group of donors
Source: RefSeq, a predicted model, not a curated record
AUGUCUCAUCCAAUUUCAUCAGAAUUCGAUAUCAUUUUUGCUGGAGGCGGUGCUACGGCGUGCGUUGUCGCAGGUCGCCUGGCUGCUUGUGAUCACUCGCUCAGGAUUUUAAUUCUGGAAGGGGGUCCACACACCCUCAAUAAAGCUGCCCAUGUUCAGCCCUACCAAUACCCAACACAUAUGGCGCCCACCAGUACCACGAUGACGUUCAACAUCGGAAAUCCCACUCCACGUCUCAACGGCCGUGCACCGAUGGUUCCGUGCGGUCAUUGCAUUGGUGGGGGAUCAAGUGUGAAUGCUAUGGUAUACACCCGUGCGCCUGCCUCGGAUUUCGAUGAUUGGGGAGUCGAUGGUUGGGAAUCUAAAAAUUUAAUCCCGCUCAUGAAGAAGCUGGAAACGUACGAGGUACAGCCCGACCGUCCAACUCACGGAUACAGUGGGCCUAUCAAGGUGUCAUCUGGUGGGCGGAAACUAGCUGUCUGCGAUGAGUUCAUCAGUGUUGGCAUGACGUAUCACAAGAGGCCAUAUGCCGAAGACACUGAUGAUUUAGAAAUAUGCAACACAUACAGUCCAUGGGCGAAGUACAUUGACGGGACAACAGGAAGGCGUUCCGAUGCGGCCCACCAUUAUGUCUACAACCAAGCUCACAACACGAAUUUACAACUGUGGGUCGGCAAGCGCGUGAAGCGCGUGAUCUUCGAGGACAAGCGUGCUGUGGGUGUUGAGUUUAUCAGCGACCCAGUAUCUUGCCCGGACGCGGAUCAGUCAUCGAGCUUUGUGAGAGCAUCAAAGCUUGUUGUCGUCUCUGCUGGGGCGUUCGGUUCGCCAACCAUUCUCGAGAGGUCUGGGAUCGGUGCCGAGGCAGUCCUCAAGCGGUGCGGUAUAGAGCAACUGGUGAACUUACCUGGCGUCGGAGAACAUUUUCAAGAUCACGAUGGCGCCUUUAUUCCAUACUUUGCUGCCGACGGGGUUGAUACUUUGGAUCCUCUCUGGCGCGGGGAGGAAAAUGUUAUACAGGAAAACCUUGCGGAAUGGGAAAUUAAUGGCAAGUCACUCGUUGCCCAAAAUGGCAGCGAUGCAAAGAUCAAGUGGCGUCCUGACGACGAUGAGCUGAAAGCCAUGGGUCCAGUUUUUCAACAACGAUGGAAGGAGUUCUUCCAGGACCGCCCAGACAAGGCUGUUGCAAUAUUCGCCAUCUUUGCAGGAUACUAUGGAACACUCAUGAGUGUCCUUCCCCCUCGCAAUUACUUUGUUGCAACCUGUUAUACGCUAUACCCCGUAUCUGCUGGCAGCGUUCAUAUGAAAUUGGGAGAGAAUGGCAAAGAAGAAAUUGACUUCACUACAGGCUCCCUAGAUGACCCAUCCGAUAUUAUACCUCUUAACUUUGGGUACAAAAGGAUCCGCGAAAUAUUGCGACGCAUGCCCUCCUACAGAGGUGAAGUCCCCGCCGGCCAUCCUUCUUUCCCAGAGGGAAGCAAUGCAGUCACCAGAGAAGUGACCGGACCAGUGGACAUGAAUGCUCCUGAUAUCAUCUACACUGCAGAAGAUGACGAGGCGAUUGAUAAAUUCCAUCGUGAUAAGUUGUGUUCGGCGUGGCACCCGCUCGGGACUUGUGCUAUGAAGCCGAGGGCAGACCAAGGAGUCGUUGACGCUCGGCUAAACGUGUACGGCGUGACGAACCUCAAGAUUGCGGAUAUGUCUAUCGCACCGAAAAAUGUUGGCACGAACACGUAUUCAACGGCACUCCUCAUUGGAGAGAAGGCUGCGAUGAUCAUUGCGGAAGACUUGGGUAUCGAUCGCAAACCAUAA